Messenger RNA from Jaminaea rosea, 1888 nucleotides. RefSeq lists its product as hypothetical. The coding region runs from base 286 to 1719 and encodes 477 amino acids. The transcript has a single exon. Gene Ontology annotation, molecular function: serine-type endopeptidase activity. The record is from RefSeq and is a predicted model, not a curated record. NCBI's taxonomy places the organism in Eukaryota, Fungi, Basidiomycota, Exobasidiomycetes, Microstromatales.
CGUCCCUUCAUUUCGUUGCGUACCAAAGCAAUUGACGACACUCUUUGUCCCUCAGACGCCCCGCAAUGAUGCUAUGUAUCUUGGCUUCGAUUGUCCUCGCACUAGGCUGGCAAAGCUGUAGAUAUUUGAAGCUGACACCGCCUUUCGUAGGUCCCGCUACUCGACCACCCUAGUAGCACACGGAUGUUCCUGCUCAACCUCAGGACGACAGUACUCAAAUCCACUCCGCUGCGGUGCUCAGUGGACCAUGCCACCUGGACAAAACGUCGCUGCGUUGCGGAAGGCAUGCCACUCGGUGUUUCCCGUAGCGUAUCAACGAGCGCUCCGCUCCUCGUCCGCAGCGACGUCAUGCGCCGGCCAGGCCUUCAUAAUGGUCCUGACCGCAAGUCCUCGACGCUGAGUCUCGGCAAUCCUGCUGAGCAUGGAGCUUGCCUCCCGAACAAGCAGCCAGCAUUAGCUCUGCCGGUGAUCUCGCGGCCCGCCCUUCCUGCUGUGAUCGCCUUGCAUCAAGACCCAGACUACGCCACGGGAGAGGGUCGAGUCUUCUGGGUCUGGCUAUCUUUGCCCUUCAUCUUCGUCGUCCCACUUUACCUCUCUUACAAGCAUGACAAGCAUCUCGUCGAUCUAGCGACGGGAAAGGAGAAGCCUGAUGACGGGAGCAAUCGCGUUCUCUUCCCCGGGCUAAAGGAGGGCAAGAAGCCAGACCGCCAGUUCCUGGACAAGGUCUGGCGUCGUCUGAUGGCCGAGGAUCUCGCUGUGCCUUACAAGACGCUUAUGAGAUUCGCCGCGCUGCUGCCCCGAGCGCUGCAGGACGGUAUCAGCCAGGCGUACGCAGAAGUUGCAGAGUGGUAUCUCACGCUCCCGACUGCCAAGAUGGCUGUCGUACCGAUCAUAGCGGUCAAUACUGCAAUAUAUACCGCCUGGAUGGUCGCGCGACGUCGCCCUGCAAUGCUUGGCUUCAUGAUGCGCAACUUUACCACUGGCCUGGAUCUCAGCCGACCCUGGACCGUCUACCUCAGUCCCUUCUCCCACACGACGGUUACCUCGCUCGUGCUAACGUCGGGAGCCCUCUGGUAUUUCUCCGCCGAGGCCCUCCAAGCCUUCAUGCCCAUCCUGAUAGAGGUGGUGAACAAAGAGAGCGAGACCGGUGUGCGCCCCGGCAUCCAGCAUGCGCCUCCAGAGGUAGAUUACAGAUGGCAGCUACUUGCUGCCUUUCUCUUUGCGAGCGUCGGGGGCAGAUUGGCUUCACGCUUCGUGCAGCGCAUAGCGCACAACAGGCUGAUGCUCAAAGCGAAGGAGUUUCCACCUCUCGCUGAACAAGCGCGUCAAGAGAUAGCGCAACUGCGAGCUCAGCGCUUUCACGGCGCGUGGCCGGGGGUCUAUGGAGUAUUUGGCGGCACGGCAGCAUUGUCCCUUCUAUGCAUCGAACCCGCGCAGUGUCGCAUUGGCAUCUCAGCCCUCAUGGAUCGUACUUUCCCCUAUGGGAAGGCCUUCAAGCUGGCGUGUUCUGUCCACAUCGCAUGUCUCGUGAUGGGCUUCAGGCGUUUUGAUCAUGCGGCGCACGUAGGCGGGGCUCUGUGUGGAUGGCUCUGGGUGAAAUAUGUCGAGGCAGCGUGGCUUGGCGCGAGAGAAGGCGUCGCCCAAAGCCAUGAGGGAGGCAAGGCAAAUGCGGUAGCGGCUGAAGGCGAUGGUCAGAGGAAGGCUCCUCACGGUAGCUGAAGUGGGAGUCGAGCGUGGGUCUCGAUGGGACAAUGCAGCUUUCUUUGUGCUUUUGAUCUCGUCGCCGUAGAGCUUGACCACGUGGCGUCCCAUGCUCAGUCCGCUUCCCGUCGAAGCGUCCCACGCCCUCGGCGCACGUCCCUUUGUCCGUCACCCACUUCAAUCAAUU